CUACUAACUCAGUAUUCGAAAUAGUAGUUGAUUGGUUCUGCUUGAUUUGUAUGCGUAUUUAAGUUUUACAAAGGAAUAUCUGGGCCGGAUAUAAAUUCUUUGGGAUUGUUUUGAGAAGUUAGUGUUUACCUUUAAACAAAUUUUGAGUGGCGCAGAAAUACAGACCCUUCUGUUGUUCUGGAUGUGGAGUUUAAAGUAGUGUCCUCGGGAGGGAAGCAAGAGUUUUCAGAAAUUUUCUCUUUUAGCUGUCUGAUUUCUCUGUGCUUUGAUGCUGAGAGAAGGGAGUAAAAGGAGACAAUUGAUCUGUUAUUAACUAUAGUCCUUGCAUAGUCUCAUUUUGCAGACAUGCAAGUGGUAAAGUCUCGAGGUCCAUCUUCAGGUUUGGGAAAUUUGUCCUGGAUUUAUGGCUAAUCUGGCCACGUUCUAAAAACCAUUAGAAUUAUAGAAACGUUUAGAAAUUCCAGUGAGCUGCAUCCUGUGAGUUUGUGUACCAGAAGAUGUGUCUGUUCCUUGCUUUAGGGUUGCUAUAAAAUCAAAUGUGAAAAUUACUCUUAAAAGCACCUCUUUAGUGCCUGGUAGCUGGAAUUGACAUUCAGUUAAUGUUUUGUUUGACACAGGGAAGGUGAAAUGAGGGUGAAAAAUGUAGGCUAACCUUGUUUUGAAGUUGAUUUUGACUUUUUGAGAUGCUAACAGCUUUCUGUUCUUUGCAAAUCAAGUACAUUGUUCAGUAAAAAUGUUUGACAUUGCAAUUGUCUGGCAAAGUUACAUUUGGUAUUUAUUCUAUUUUAGAUGAAGGGGUGCUGGACAAGGACUGAAAAUAAGUCUUUGUCUUGGAUAGACAGAUGCAACCAUGGAAAUGUCUGGCUUGUAAAUAUACGUGUGUUUGCCUGAGAACUCAGAGGUGGAAACCUAAAUAAUAAUUUUUGCAAGCAGCCUUUAACUUAAUGAAUAAAAUUAUCUUAUGCUUUCUGUUGUCCUUCUGUCCCACCCCUGCUGCCAACCCCCUUUUUUAGUCAUUUGGGACUGACCCAAGCCUCUGUUUAGCUGUAUUGUAAAUUUUUAUAACUGGCAAUUUUUAACAGGCUUCUUAACACUGUUGUACUUGAUAUUCCAGAAUCUACCAGCUAAGGCAGCUUUGUAUUAAUGGGAGAACUCUGAAAAUUAUCUAUUCUUCUAGGAAAAAAGGAUGGAAAUACUGAUGUUUGACCUCUGGUGCCAGCACUGAUAUUCUUCAGAUACAAACUUAAAGCCAACACAGCCGAGAGCUUCAACUGGUUUGGACUUUUAUGUCAACAGAAUGGUUUACCAUGUUCUGUUACUGGGGAUUCCUUGUUGCUGGUGAUGGGUGAGCCUGAAAAAAUACAGCUUAACUUGUACAUCAUAGGCUCCUCUUUAGCCCAUUGUGCUGAAGACCAGAGGUUCUGCCUCAUCAGGAGUCUCUGUUAGCGAUUCAAGUUGACUGGAGAAUGGAAGGGGUUGAGUUUAAGGAAGAGUGGCAAGAUGAAGAUUUUCCAAGGCCCCUGCCAGAGGAUGAUCCUGUUGAGUCUGAUGCAUUGGCUGCAGCUGGAACAGAAAGUGAAGCUGAUACAGAGGGUAAUGGAACCAAAUUGAGGAAGAAACUAAUGGCUCCAGAUAUUAGCUUAACUUUGGAUCCCAGUGGGGAAUCUGUUUUUUCUGAUGACUUGGAUGAGAGUGGAGAGAUUGAUUUGGAUGAUUUAGAUACUCCUUCAGAAAACAGCAAUGAAUUUGAAUGGGAAGAUGAUCUUCCAAAACCAAAAACUACUGAUGUCAUUAGGAAAGGAUCACUGGCUGAGUACGCUGUGGCAGAGGAGAAGGAUGAUGGUCGGCGCUGGAGAAUGUUCAGGAUCGGGGAACAGGACCACAGGGUGGACAUGAAGGCAAUUGAACCGUACAAAAAAGUUAUCAGUCAUGGUGGUUAUUAUGGUGAUGGGUUAAAUGCCAUUGUUGUGUUUGCUGUUUGCUUCAUGCCUGAGAGCAGCCAGCCUAACUACAGAUACCUAAUGGACAAUCUAUUUAAGUAUGUAAUUGGCACUUUAGAGCUGUUAGUAGCAGAGAACUAUAUGAUAGUUUACUUGAAUGGUGCAACAACACGGAGAAAAAUGCCAAGUUUAGGAUGGCUUAGGAAAUGUUACCAGCAAAUUGACAGAAGAUUAAAGAAAAAUCUGAAAUCAUUGAUCAUAGUUCAUCCUUCCUGGUUCAUCAGAACACUCCUGGCCAUCACAAAACCUUUUAUUAGCUCAAAAUUCAGCCAAAAAAUUAGGUAUGUCUUCACCCUGGCAGAACUAGCUGAACUGAUCCCCAUGGAAUACGUUGGCAUCCCAGAAUGCAUAAAACAGUAUGAAGAAGAAAAGUUUAGAAAGAAACAGAAAAGAGUUGACCAAGAGCUGAAUGGAAAGCAAGAACAGAAAAGUGAACAGUAAGUUUGGAGUCCAAACAAGACUGAAGAAUACGCAGAUGGAACAUUGCCAUUUGUGCUCUAUUACAGUGCAUUCUCUGUGUCUGUGUAUUGUAUAAUCUGUUGCAAAAGGUGCUUUGGACUAGCACCCAGUGAACUGCUUACUGCUGUAUUGGUUUGUCUUGACUUUAGUUGCUGUUUAUGUAAUCGUUUUAUACUGCUAAAUGGCAAAGAACCCUAUGUUUUCAGAGGAUGUUCUUGCAACUGUUUAUCUAAAUGAUGCAUGUUCUUCAGUAAAAUAUUUAUAUACCUAAAUGUUAAAGGAAAGAGAUAAUAUAUAUAUUUUUAUGACUGAGCAAUAUAUUGUGUGUACCUGCUGAAGGAAUUCAUUUGCAGGUAGACAAGGCUAUAAGUUACUUGUUAUUGUAUAAAUCUGUUUUGCUGUAAAUGGUCAAGUGCAUUUCUUUGUUGUCAUGAAAACUUGUUUGGAUGUUAACAAUCACAUAACUUGGCUUUCACAAAUACAGAGAUCCUUAUUUUUGUUCACUUAACCUUAUAGAAGCUCACUCCUUUACCUCAGUGAGCUUCAACUUUGGUGUCUUUCAGUCCAUCAUUCAGGAUGCAGAACUGCAGCUCUGUGCGUGGCAGUUGGCCAUGAGGUUUAAGCCUAAGCCACAAAAGCUGAACUGUCUGACUGGUAAGAUACCAGACCUUCUUCAGCUGAAGUUGUGAAUUUAGAUUCUGCUUCAGUACGUCAAGACUGUCUCAGCUAGAAGUAGGAAAUUAGUUCACUGCAGUUCUUCAUGGAUGAAUCUUGAUUGUUACUGGUAGGAACUCUGUCAUGCUCUCUGGUUCAUGGUAGUACUUGGGAGCCACACAGCUAUUCUAGCCACAACACCAUUUUUUGGGGCAGAAAUAUGAGAAGUCUUACACUACCUGUGUCAUUCUUGUAGAUGAAACAUCCAUUUCUAAAGCUAUUAGGCACAUGAUACCAGCACUAAUUGAACUUUUAAGAUGUGUUUUAAAGGUUGGGGUGUUUUCAUUCCCUGCAAUGGUGGUAAAUCCGUGUCUGUAAAUAGGUUUUCUUGGACACACAACUAGUGUGUUUAGGUUUACUGGGAUAACAGUAAUGCACUGGUUGAUACCUUGUAAAAGUUUGUAACAUCUUUUGAUAAACAUUGCAUUUUUCAUGUAAGGGCAGGUGUAUGCAAAUAAAUUCAUUCAGGAGUUGAGCAAUAUAAUGUUGUAGCAAAUAUAUUAAAUCUUUGCUUUUGGUGUUUA
Molecule: messenger RNA, 3697 nt
Organism: Cyanistes caeruleus (blue tit)
Lineage: Eukaryota; Metazoa; Chordata; Aves; Passeriformes; Paridae
Source: RefSeq, a predicted model, not a curated record